This is a messenger RNA of Caenorhabditis briggsae, 690 nucleotides long. It is a transcript of the gene Cbr-glb-2, whose product is annotated as Protein CBR-GLB-2. Bases 1 to 690 code for a protein of 229 amino acids. The transcript has 6 exons. Gene Ontology annotation, molecular function: oxygen binding; heme binding. NCBI's taxonomy places the organism in Eukaryota, Metazoa, Nematoda, Chromadorea, Rhabditida, Rhabditidae. The record is from RefSeq and is a predicted model, not a curated record.
AUGGAUCUCCCAUUCCGUGAGGCACGACAAACGUCUCCAUCACCAGAUUCACCGUCUGUCGGACCACGAUCAAUCAAUCUGAGCAUCGCAGAGAGACAGGUCAUUUGCGCCAGCUGGGAAAAAGCCUCCACCCAAUCAGACAUCGGAUGUGAACUUGUCGCCAGACUUCUCAACGAUAACAGAACUCGGUUUCGUGCGCUUCUAGAAUGCAAAUCAGGAAGUUUUUUGGGAAGCGGAAACUACACCACAGAGGAUGUUAACGGAAUGAGCAGAGCCAGAUCAGUGGCUGAUGGAGUCAACUGUUUCUUUAACAAAGUAAUCUCAAAACUAAUGGACCAUAAUUACAUCGAAGAGAUCCAAGAUCUCUCCCUCCAACUCGGAGCAAUGCACUUCCGGAUGAAAGUGUGGUUUCAAGCUGAAAAUUGGCUCUGCGUCAAGAAUUGUCUUCUGGAUUCCGUCGUCUCGGCUCUGCUGAAGGACACAAAAGGAACCUACCUCAUUUGUGGAGGUAUCAAGAAGGUACAGACCGUCGAGAAACACAUCACACAUGCCUGGUUCAAAUUCGUCCAGUUCAUCAUUCAGAACAUGAAAAAAGGCUUUCUCUCUGAAGCUCUCAACUCGGACUCUCACAAUCAACCAAAAACAGAGUGUGCUUCUCCAUGCUCGUCAAGCAGCAACCAUAGCAUCUGA